Messenger RNA from Bufo bufo (common toad), 1346 nucleotides. It is a transcript of the gene XRCC4, whose product is annotated as X-ray repair cross complementing 4. The coding region runs from base 82 to 1080 and encodes 332 amino acids. Gene Ontology annotation, molecular function: DNA binding. The record is from RefSeq and is a predicted model, not a curated record. Gene Ontology annotation, biological process: response to X-ray; double-strand break repair via nonhomologous end joining; positive regulation of ligase activity. NCBI's taxonomy places the organism in Eukaryota, Metazoa, Chordata, Amphibia, Anura, Bufonidae. The transcript is spliced from 8 exons. Gene Ontology annotation, cellular component: DNA-dependent protein kinase-DNA ligase 4 complex; DNA ligase IV complex; nucleus.
UAGUGAAUUUUGAUUGGCUGGAAGCGACAGCGGCGGCUUGUAUGUCGGAAGCGGAGAGUUUCUUUGGUCAGUGAGAUCGAAAUGGAGAGAAACGUGAGGAAAAUCACUAUUGCAUCUAAACCGGAAGCUACGUAUUUCCUCCAAAUUGGAUGGGAGAGAGAAUUAGCGAGAGGAUUUAGUGUAACGCUCAGUGAUGGGCACAAUGCAUGGACUGGUAAAGUGUCCAAGGAAGAUUUGUCCAGGGAAGCUGAGGACAUGGAGAUGGAGCGUUCGAAGUAUAUUGAAGAGUUAAAAAAAGCGUUAAUCACUGUCCCGCAGACUGGCAACAAGUAUAGCUUUGAUCUUGUGAAAGAUGAAGAAAAGCCCGAAAUCUAUUGUUUCACAUAUGAGAAAACGUUAAAAAAUAUUUCGUUUAAACUUGGAUCACUCAAACUCAGGAAUGCCCCAGACCCCGCUGAAAUCAUCAAAGACUUAAUUGAUUAUUGCUUGAACUGUGCAACAGAAUUACAUAGUAGAAAUGAACAUCUGCUGAAGGAAAAUGAAAGGCUCCGGCAGGACUGGAAUCACAUGCAUGAACAGCUUGACAAAUCUGUGAACAGCAAGGAGGAACUGGAACGAAAUCUUUACACUAAAUUUACAUUGGUGUUAAAUGAGAAGAAAGCAAAAAUUAGAAGUCUUAAUGAAAAGUUGUCACAGACUGAACAAAAGGUGUCAGAGAAAAGCAACAGUUCCCUUCCGUUUGACACUCUCCCUAUUGCAGACUACAAUGGCUCAACAGAUGAGGAAAGCUCAGAGGUUAAGGAAGAGCCUGCUCCACUAUCAAUAUCCAGACGGCGAUCUCUUUUAAGCAGCCCUGAUGAUUCUCCAGAUAUUGCUCCAAGCAGAAAGCGAAGGCAACGGGGACAAAAAGAAUAUUACACGCAAAUGAAGGAUAAGAUUUCACAAAUUGAAGAUCAAGAGGACCCAAGAUGUAAACCAGCCUCUUCAAAGACAACUGGCAAAAAUCCUUCAUCAGUAAAUCCUCCUUUACCAACAUCAGAAAACUCUCCAGAUCCCGAUGACCUUUUUAGUGACAUUUAGCUAAAACUCUAAUCCACUUCUGUUUAAACAAACAGAUCUGGAAAAAUUAUUGUGUGAUAAAUGUGCAUACGGUAAUUCCUAAAAAUGGAGCACUUGUUCCACAGAGCGGCUGAGUGUUAGUAGAAGAAUCAGGAUCUUCCAGGUAUUUUGCAGCUAUUUGAGAUAUUUUUAUAGCCUCCAUGUCAAUGUCUUUUAUUCUGGAAUAUGAGCUUUAUAUUCAGAGAAAAAGUGAAAUAAAUAGGUUUAUAAAGAUUGUUGACUGGUUU